Molecule: messenger RNA, 2844 nt
Organism: Pectinophora gossypiella (pink bollworm)
Lineage: Eukaryota; Metazoa; Arthropoda; Insecta; Lepidoptera; Gelechiidae
Gene: fat-spondin
Product: spondin-1
Exons: 15
Coding region: 159-2474 (771 amino acids)
Biological process (GO): cell adhesion
Cellular component (GO): extracellular matrix
Molecular function (GO): serine-type endopeptidase inhibitor activity
Source: RefSeq, a predicted model, not a curated record
UUUAACCGAUAUUUGUGUGAAGAUAAAUACGAGGUAUGUAAAAACUUAGCAAUCGUGCGGGUUGGUCCGUGACCACGACAUCUGACCUCUUAUCUGUCUCAUCUCACUGCGACUGUCGCCCGAGCCUGACGUCUGGUGUAUGUGUUAAGACCCGGAAGAUGCUGGUGCUAUGGUUGGUGGUGCUGGCGGCGGCGAGUGCGCAGGCGUGCGAGCUGACGCCGGCCGUGGCGGCGGACAACAAGUCGCCCGGAGACAACUUCUACCGCGUGCUCGUCAACGGCGAGAUCGAGAGAUACGUGCCUGAUCAGAGAUACGUUGUGACCUUAGUGGGCUCACGGACACACGACGUCGUUCAGCAGUUCACGGGCUUCAAGUUGACCUUGGAGCCCCUGGACCCAGCAGUGGGCCGGACCCCACGCAAGCAGGGUCAGUUCCAACUCUUCGCUGAUACAUUGACCAAGUUUGACGAGACAUGCACCAACUCCGUGGUGGAAGCUGAUGACUUGCCCAAGACAGAAGUCCAGGUCAUGUGGAAAGCUCCGUCUGCUGGAUCCGGAUGCGUGCUUAUCAAGGCAAUGGUUGUGGAGAAUGCAUCCCGAUGGUUCGCUGAGGAUGGUCAGUUGACGAAACGCGUGUGCGAAGAUACCUCCGCGUCUGCGCCCGGCUGCUGCGCGUGCGACGAUGCCAAGUAUAAGAUGGUGUUCGAGGGCCUGUGGUCGCCGCAGACGCACCCCAAGAACUUCCCCACGCAGGCGCUGUGGCUGACACACUUUUCUGACGUCAUCGGAGCCACUCAUCCUAAGAAUUUUAGCUUUUGGGGCGAGGGGCAGAUUGCCACUGACGGAUUCAGAUCUCUAGCCGAGUGGGGUUCCGUGGGCCUCCUAGAACGCGAGCUCCGUCAGCAGGGCGGAGUCCUACGCUCUAUCGUAAAGGCUGCCGGACUAUGGCAUCCACGUGUCAAUGCCAACACCAGUGCCGCGUUCACUGUCGACAGACGGCGCCAUCUGCUGUCGCUUGCUUCUAUGUUCGGUCCAUCCCCCGACUGGGUGGUGGGUGUCACCGGACUGGACCUGUGCCUGAAAGACUGCACCUGGGUCGAGGAGAAGGUUGUCGACCUCUUCCCGUACGAUGCGGGCACUGAUAACGGCAUUUCUUAUAUGUCACCGAACGCCGAAACGGUACCAAGAGAGAAGAUGUACCGCAUCACCCCUAUGUACCCAGAGGACCCGCGCGCUCCCUUCUACAACCCCGGGGGCUCCAUCGCGCCCAUGGCCCGUCUGUACCUGACCAGAGAGAAGGUCAUAGCUAGGUCCUGUGAUGAGGAGACCUUGCAGGCUUUAGUUAUUGAAGAGGCUGAGAACACGCAGUCUGUUAAUCGACCGGAAUGUGCGGUAUCGGAGUGGUCAGAGUGGUCGGCGUGCAGCGUGACUUGCGGCAAGGGGUUGCGCAUGCGCACCCGCGAGUACCGCAUGCCGCAGAAGGCGCAGAUGUUCGCCUGUGACCGCCAACUUGUAUCGAAAGAGAUGUGUGUCGCUGCCGUGCCGGAGUGCGAAGGAGACACAGCGCCUCAAGACAACGAGUCAGAUGUCCUUCCAAUAGAGAACAACGACGGCGUGUGCGCAACGUCGGAGUGGGGCGCGUGGAGCGAGUGCUCGGUCACCUGUGGCAUCGGGAUGAGCACGCGCCGCCGGUCGUUCGUCAACCACAUGGGGUACAAGAAGUGUCCGCUCGUGUCUACUGAGGAGAACCGCAAAUGCAUGGAGCCGCCAUGCACAGAACAAGAGAGUGACAUAUCCGACCCGGCUUGCCCCACUACUGAGUGGUCAGCUUGGUCCCCUUGCUCGGCGUCAUGUGGGCGUGGGGUUCGAUUCCGGACUCGCCUACUGCUGGUGCCCGCUGACCGCCAACAGGAGUGCUCCGCCAGGGUCGAGCUGCUGCAGCAGCGACCGUGCCAGGAACGAGAGGACUGCACCAUCGAUAUGAUGACUGCUAAGCGUAUCUGCAUGGAGGAGCCAGAGCAAGGUCCUUGCCGGGGCUUGUAUCAGCGCUGGGCGUUCGCGGCCGCCAAGGGCAUGUGCGUGCCCUUCAACUACGGCGGCUGCCGCGGUACUAGGAACAACUUCCUGACACAGGAGGACUGUACUAGCACCUGCCGGAUACUUAUUGAUGGCGGAGCGCCUGGUAGCGUAGGUCCGGCUCCUGCCUCCGGGGUGCUGCCGCCGACGGUCAGCACCAACUACCCUGGACUCAGCGUCAGUUCCAUCGUGCCUGUGUCCAACAGCCUUAAUGGUCCGGUACUGUCGGGGUCUAACGACUGUCAAGUGAGCGGAUGGAGUGAGUGGAGUCGCUGCAGCGUCACCUGCGGGGUCGGCUAUCAGGAGCGCACGCGCACCGUGCUCGUACCCGCUGGUCCCGGCGGUGCGCCUUGCCCCAGCAGGAUGUCUCGACGUCGCCGCUGCUCUCGCAACUGCUAAACUCCUGCGCAUUCUAUACGUAAUUAAUGUAAAUAAUUCUUAUAGAAACUAAAUGUUUCUUUCAAAGUAAAUUUUACACUUUGAAAGUCGGCAGGAACUGACCAGGUGAACUUCUCGAAUUAUAAAAGAUUUUUCCUCGCAUACCUACUCACGCAGACCAUUUUGUUAAAAUAUACCAUAUCAUUAGGUUAACUAUUAGGAAUAAAGCAAUAAAUAAUAACUAAGUAAUUAAAGAUUGUUUAUAACGUGGGUAGCAAAUAAGUGAACUAACUACUUACUUAAGAUUUUUGUAAUGCAUUUAUGUCUAUACAGCUUGUUAAGUACCAAAGUUUAGUCAUAGUAAAAUAAAGUUUGACUUUUUUACAGAUUA